AUGCUGAUGGAGCCAAGGACUAACCAGGAUAGGCUCACCCCCCGAAAACUUGUGGAGACAUUGGAUACAAUAUCGAGCACACAACGAAAGCCCCUAAAAUCCGAAGAGCCUGUCACCGGCGGCCAUCCGCCUCGUGAACGCAGCUUAUCAGAAGCCUUUGCUUUGUCAAAGCAGGGGGUGUCACCGCCGGUCGUUAAGGAGACUGUCGAGGAGUUUCGCGCGUCGACACCCAAGUCCCCAACAACAAAUGGCCUCCACGUUCUCAUUGUGGAUGACAACGACAUCAACCUUAAGAUCAUGGCGACCUUCAUGCGCCGGAUCGGGUGUAGCUACGAGACCGCUAUCAAUGGACUGGACGCGCUGGAAAAAUACCAAAAGACCCCGCGGCCGUUCAACUACGUUCUUAUGGACAUAUCCAUGCCGGUCAUGGAUGGUAUCAGCGCCACAAACAAGAUUCGAGAGCACGAGGAGGAACAGUCGCUUCCACGGUCGGCUAUCAUGGCGAUUACAGGGGUGGCCUCGACUGGAAUGCAGCAGCAGGCAUUCGCUGCCGGUAUUGAUGACUAUCUGGUGAAGCCACUUUCGCUGCAUGAUCUGAAACGCGUGAUGAAUAUUGAGUGA
Messenger RNA from Aspergillus clavatus NRRL 1, 621 nucleotides. RefSeq names its product response regulator. Bases 1 to 621 code for a protein of 206 amino acids. Lineage: Eukaryota; Fungi; Ascomycota; Eurotiomycetes; Eurotiales; Aspergillaceae. The transcript has a single exon. Gene Ontology annotation, biological process: phosphorelay signal transduction system. The record is from RefSeq and is a predicted model, not a curated record.